AUGGGGAAGAUUUCGUACCUGAGGCUAAAGGGAAGCCAGAAUUUUCGGCUGCGCCUCCUGUUAUCGACGCUUUCCUCUACUCCUAUACUCAUCGAGGACAUACGCGCCGACGCAACGUGGCCUGGUCUGCUUUCCCACGAGGUGUCACUCCUUCGCCUCCUCGAAAAGGUGUCCGACGAUUGCCAUGUCGAAAUCAACGAAACAGGUUCAAAACUCAAGUACAAGCCCGGAAUAGUGAUGGGUGGGAGGAAUUUAGUACAUGACUGCGGAGUGAGUCGAUCCAUUGGAUAUUUCUUGGAGCCAUUGAUUGUACUGGGUUUGUUUGGGAAGAAACCCCUUACAAUUAGACUCAAAGGUUUUACAAAUGAUUCCAAGGACCCCUCAGUUGAUACAUUUAAAUCUGCUACUUUACCCAUGUUGAAGCGAUUUGGAGUACCUCCAGAAGGACUCGAACUGAAAAUUGAAAGUCGAGGUGUCCCUCCCCAUGGUGGUGGAGAAAUUAUCUUGUCUAUUCCCAUUGUCCAAGAUAGUCUAAAGGCAAUCUCCUGGAUUGAUGAAGGCAUGGUAAAGAGGAUUAGAGGGAUUAGUUUCUCAACCAGAGUAUCUGUUCAGUUUGAGAAUUCCAUGAGACAUGCUGCUCGUGGUAUUUUGAACCAUUUGCUUCCAGAUAUAUACAUAUUUACUGAUCAUAAAGCUGGCCCACAAGCUGGAAAGUCGCCCGGUUAUGGAAUUACACUGGUCGCUGAAACCACGUCAGGUUGCUUCAUAUCUGCCGACACUGCAAUUUCUUAUGCAUCAGGAAAGGAAGAUGGUAUGAUUGAGGAUGAGGAGAAUAAAGAAUUGAGCCCACCGGAGGAUGUUGGAGAGCAAAUCGCCUCUACGCUACUCGGGGAGAUUGAACAAGGUGGUGUGGUCGAUUCAACUCAUCAGGGUUUGUUGUUUAUUCUCUGUGCACUAUGUCCCCAAGACGUUUCAAAGGUUCGCGUUGGACAGCUUGCGCCAUAUGGAAUUGAAGUGCUUAGGCACAUCAGAGAUUUUCUAGGCGUUAAGUUUGUUAUUAAGCCUGAUCCAUCGACUAGGACUGUGAUUCUUAAAUGUGUUGGAUGUGGAUUGAAGAAUUUGUCGAGAAAAAUUUCGUGA
This is a messenger RNA of Fraxinus pennsylvanica, 1140 nucleotides long. Lineage: Eukaryota; Viridiplantae; Streptophyta; Magnoliopsida; Lamiales; Oleaceae. The record is from the annotation of a GenBank genome assembly.